Molecule: messenger RNA, 3284 nt
Organism: Leptopilina boulardi
Lineage: Eukaryota; Metazoa; Arthropoda; Insecta; Hymenoptera; Figitidae
Gene: ema
Product: protein CLEC16A homolog
Exons: 14
Coding region: 184-3195 (1003 amino acids)
Biological process (GO): endosome to lysosome transport; endosomal transport; regulation of autophagosome maturation
Cellular component (GO): late endosome; endolysosome membrane
Source: RefSeq, a predicted model, not a curated record
GUUUAAUGAAGUAUUUACAUAUAUGUAUGACCGUGUUUUUGACAUUUCUGUUUGUGAAUGAAAGUUUUGCAUGUGUCAAAAUAAAAUGAAAUUAAAUACAUAGUGUUUGAUUAUAGUUUUUUUUAACUUUAGGAUUGUUUAAUACUUAUGAAUUUAUGUAGGUUCUUAAAAAGAAUCUAAACAAUGUUUCGUAGUCGCAGUUGGUUUGGUGGAGGGUUUUGGAAACCAAAAAAUCGCCACUCUUUAGAACAUCUUAAAUAUUUAUAUAAUAUCCUAUCGAAAAAUCAAAUAGUUUCGGACAAUAACAGAGGUUUGUUGGUGGAAACUUUAAGAUCAAUAGCUGAAAUUUUAAUCUGGGGAGAUCAGAAUGAUAGUAGCGUAUUUGAUUUUUUCUUAGAAAAGAAUAUGUUAUCGUUCUUUCUACGAAUAAUGAAACAAAAAUGUGGCAGCUAUGUAUGUGUACAAUUACUACAAACGCUCAAUAUUUUAUUUGAGAACAUUCGUAAUGAAACUUCUUUAUAUUAUUUACUGAGUAACAACCAUGUAAACAGCAUCAUUGUUCAUAAAUUUGAUUUCAGUGACGAAGAAGUAAUGGCAUACUAUAUAAGUUUUCUAAAGACAUUAAGCUUGAAGUUAAAUGCACAUACUAUUCACUUUUUUUAUAACGAGGUAAACGAGCACACAAAUGACUUUCCACUAUAUACCGAAGCAAUAAAAUUCUUCAAUCACUCUGAAGGAAUGGUCCGUAUUGCAGUACGUACUUUGACUUUAAAUGUUUAUCGAGUUGAAGAUGCAUCUAUGCUAGCUUUUAUACGAGACAAAACUGCUGCUCCUUACUUCAGUAACCUUGUUUGGUUUAUUGGAAAUCAUAUCAUAGAAUUAGAUACUUGUGUGAGAAACGAUGCUGAUCAUCAAAGCCAAAAUAGGUUAUCUGAUCUAGUAGCAGAACAUUUAGAUCAUUUACAUUAUUUGAAUGAUAUUCUUUGUUUGAAUAUAAAAGAUUUAAAUAAAGUCUUAACGGAACAUUUACUUCGUAAACUCUUGAUUCCUCUAUACAUAUACUCCCUAGUAAAACACAAAAAUGUUUAUAAUAGUAAAAUGGAAAAAAAACAUGUCAGCAUAGUGGUGUCUCUAUUUCUUCUGUCCCAAGUGUUUUUAAUUGUUUCACAUGGACCACUAGUUAAAACAUUAUCUGUUAUUAUUUUAAUGUCAAGCUUAGAUGCUGUUCAAAAUGGAUCUAAUAAAAUAUUAGAAGAUUAUAUUGAUUUAGUUUUAAGUAAAUGUAUUGCUUUUACACCACCUAAAGAAAGUUUGGAAAAAUCAUUGGAAAAUCUCGCCGAAUGUUUAAACGAUCCUAAUAAAAUAGAUGAAAAUAAUAGUAAAAGUGGCACUAAAAAUGAUUAUGAUGCUGAUAAGACAUUAGAAUCAAAUAUGCCAAGUACUUCUUAUUAUGAUUCUAUAAAUAAGGGAGAUACUUUUAGCUCAUUAAAUGAAUUGGAAGCAAUAAUUACACAGGAGACUAUUGAGGAAAUAAAACAUUUAAAUGUCACUGAUGAAGAAAAAGAACAAAGGCUAGCACUAGAAACGCCACUGAUUCCUAAUCAAACUUUACAAAAUCAGUUUCAAACUAAUUUGGCAAAUAAACCAUUUUUAGAAACUAUUUUAAAUUCAUUAUGUUGUACUGAAAAUGAUUAUGCUGCACUUUUUGCACUUUGUCUUCUGUUUGCCUUGGCAAAUAAUCAGGGUAUCCAAUCUGAAAUAUUGAGUAUAUUAUUAUCACCUACUAAAGAAUCUUCGAAGAAUUGGUAUAAUGAAAUCCUAAUUGACAGAUUAAUACAGAUCAUAACAUUAAGUUGUCAAACAAAUGUCAAGGUGCGAUUAAUCACUUUAGAGUUAGCUAUCAAAAUUUUAAUACAAAUGGUUAUUUCUGAAGGCAGAAGUCUAAUAAAUGAUUCACAUUUAGCUGCAAUUGAAACAGCAAAAGAACAAAGUGCAGUGCAACUAAGGAACUUUUACAAGAGUGAAGAUAUAUUUCUUGAUAUGUUUGAAGAUGAGUACAGUGAAGUUCAAAAACGCCCUUUAAAAGUAGAAUGGUUGAUGAUGGAUAGUAACAUAUUACUGCCACCAACUGGUACGCCAAUGACGGGAAUCGAAUUUAGUAAAAGAUUGCCGUGCGGCGAGGUGGAAAGAGCUCGACGUUCUAUAAGAGUGUUUUUCUUGAUACGAGAGCUUGCCCUAACUAUCAAUACGGAAAUGGAAACACAGUUACCAUUAACAAAUCCUAUUUCUUGUGUACAGGUCAACAACGUACUUGAUCUAAAUAACAGUGAUCUUAUUGCUUGUACAGUCGUAUGGAAAGAUGGACAAAAAAUACGUCGAUUUCUUGUAAUAGAUGUUCUUCAAUUAAUAUUAGUUGAACCUGAUACUAAAAAGUUAGGUUGGGGCGUUGCAAAAUUUGUUGGUUUUUUGCAAGAUAUUGAAGUUGUUGGCGAUAAAGAUGAUUCUAGGUGUCUUCAUUUAACUAUUCAUAAACCACUAAGCAACAGUUCUUCUAACAAAUUGCCAGUAUUAUGUGCAAAAUUUAUUUUUGAUGAUCAUAUACGUUGUAUGGCAGCGAAGCAAAGGUUAACGAAGGGAAGAAUAAAAGCCAGGCAAAAAAAGAUGGGUCAAAUUGCAAGACUUCUAAACAUUCCUGCGAGUACACCGAAUUGCUUUACACCUUCAAAUUAUAGUUUGAUUGGCUUGAGAUCAGAACGUGUUCCAGGUCGAGGACAAAGGCACAAAGAUCAAUCACGACCAUUGUUCACAAUUAAUAAAGUUCCAGGAUUUGCCACUCAAAUGCAUCGUGAUGCACUUAGUCACGCUACAGGACUUUCUUCUUCAAGUACAAAAAUAUCUCCUGGAAAUUCUAACGAUAAGAUUGCAGAUAAUGGUUUAAAUUUGAGAGAACAUUCUCCCAAAAUUGUAAGACCCAGAAGUGAAGAAAUUCCUUUAGAAGACAUGAGCAUUAGAAAAGCAUCCGUAACACCGAAUUGUUCAUUAUGCAUAGAACGAAAAGACAGUUUUAUACUAGGCUCAGUUUGUAAUUCAGAAGGUACUUCGGUAUCGCAGAAAGAAUCUGAAGAAACAUCUUUUACUUCUUCACAAAAUGAUGAACAUAAAGUGAGAAGAAGAGGACAAGUUGAAACAGUUUAAUAAAAAAGAUGAAAUGUUUAUACAAAUAAAAAUAUAUGUGUAUGUAUAAAAAUUUGCUAAUAAAACAAAAUAAAAUUUAUUUAAUUAUA